AUGGAUCCUCGGGUGUGGCACAAAGUUGCAGCGAUUUCAGGUGUUGCAGCACUUGGAUUGGGAACCUAUGGUGCCCACGUCUUCAAACCCCAGAACCCUGCUUACAAAGAAGUUUGGCACACAGCAUCACUUUACCAUUUGGUUCAUACCGCUGCCUUAGUUGCCGCCCCAAUUACAAAACACCCCACUGUUUUUGGAGGCCUUCUUACAACUGGGAUCUUGGCCUUCUCUGGGACGUGUUAUACUGUCGCACUUCUUGAAGACAGAAAAUAUUCAACUUUGGCUCCAUUUGGUGGCUUUGCAUUUAUAGCAGCUUGGGGAAGCUUGUUUUUCUGA
This is a messenger RNA of Sphenostylis stenocarpa, 336 nucleotides long. The record is from the annotation of a GenBank genome assembly. Lineage: Eukaryota; Viridiplantae; Streptophyta; Magnoliopsida; Fabales; Fabaceae.